AUGGAUGAUGACGAGCCCUUCAGCUUUGCUAUUUCUACAGCAGUAUCAAGAGAGAAGACUGUUGGAUCAUCUAAUGACAUCUGCCUCAUCUGUGUGUUUCUCACCCGUGACCUGGUUCAGCGCAUAAGUAAGAAGCUGUGGUCGGACCGGACUCGAGUGACGCACGCGAUGUCGCCGGCGACGACUCUGCUGGUGCUGCUGGUGCUGCUGGUGCUGGGCGCGGCCCGGCGCGGCGACCCCGCCACUGCGAUGGGCAUUAGUGCCGAGGACCCAGCCCACCCCCGGCAAUGCUUGGACUCCAGCGACAACAGCUACCACGUCGCGGGCAGCUCGUGGAACAGAGCGGAGAAGUGCGAGAAAGGCGACUGCGAGUACAACCAAGAGGAAAAGAAAAUGAUCGUCAACUACUAUUCAUGCGGUGUGGUCCUUGUCCCGAGGAUCUGCAGGGCCGUCCCAGGCAACCUCAGCCUGCCGUACCCGGACUGCUGCCAGCGACUCGUCUGCGCUCCGUACUAGAGCAACAGCUGCAUGCAGUACAUAUUCAUGACAUUGCAUUAGUUGUUAUUACCGUUGCCUCAACGGUGUCAAACUAAUUUAUAUACUUUAAAAUGUCAUGUAAGUUAAUAAAGGAAUAGGAAUUUACCACAUAA
This is a messenger RNA of Bacillus rossius redtenbacheri, 650 nucleotides long. RefSeq lists its product as uncharacterized. The transcript is spliced from 4 exons. The record is from RefSeq and is a predicted model, not a curated record. The coding region runs from base 1 to 516 and encodes 171 amino acids. NCBI's taxonomy places the organism in Eukaryota, Metazoa, Arthropoda, Insecta, Phasmatodea, Bacillidae.